UACAGUCUGGAGUCAUCUAGCCUCAGUUUGGGUCUCCGCGUGUUUGAAGAUGCUGGGCUCCGUCUGUAGAUCUGUUUUGUUCUCGAAUUUCCUGCGUGCUUUCCUGUUGUGAAAUUAGCAAAGGCUUCUCAGUAGGGAGUUGGACAGGCAAGUUAAUGUGGCAAGAAGCUGUCACAACAGGACCCCUGAAUUCUGAAGUGAAGAGAUUUUGCUCCAAAAACAUCUUGGUCAUCCUUGGAUUCUCCUCUGUUGCUGCCGUGAUAGCUUUGAUUGCUGUGGGGUUGACUCAAAACAAACCAUUGCCAGAAAAUGUUAAGUAUGGGAUUGUGCUGGAUGCGGGAUCUUCACACACAAGUUUGUACAUCUACAAGUGGCCAGCUGAGAAGGAGAAUGACACAGGAGUGGUGCAUCAGUUAGAAGAAUGUAAAGUAAAAGGUCCUGGAAUCUCAAAAUAUGCUCAGAAACCAGAUGAAAUAGACACAUAUCUAGCUGAAUGCAUGCAAAGGUCCAGUGAAGUGAUCCCAAUGUCCCAGCACCACGAGACCCCUGUUUACCUAGGAGCCACUGCAGGCAUGCGGUUACUGAGAAUGGAAAGUGAACAAUUGGCAGAAAGGGUCCUGGCUGAAGUGUCAAAGAGCCUUAGCAACUACCCCUUUGACUUCCAGGGCGCCAGGAUCAUCACUGGCCAAGAGGAAGGUGCCUAUGGAUGGAUUACUGUCAACUAUCUGUUAGGCAGAUUCACUCAGAAAUCGGGUUGGCUCUACUUCAUCCCUUACAAAAAACAUAGUCAGGAAACCUUUGGAGCUUUGGACCUUGGAGGAGCCUCUACACAAAUCACUUUUGUGCCUUCGAACUACAGUAUAGAGUCCCCAGAAAAUGCUCUGGAAUUUCGCCUCUAUGGCAAGGACUACACUGUGUACACACACAGCUUCUUGUGCUACGGGAAGGACCAAGCACUCUGGCAGAAACUGGCCAAGGACAUUCAGGAUUCAAGUAGCAGGACCCUCAGGGACCCAUGCUUUCACCCUGGAUAUGAGAAGAUGGUGAAUAUGAGUGAACUUUACAAGACCCCCUGUACCAAAAGAUUUGAGAAGACUCUGCCAUUUGAUCAGUUUCAAAUCCAGGGCACUGGAGACUAUCAAAAAUGCCAACAAAGCAUCCUUGAGCUCUUCAACACCAGCUACUGCCCUUACUCCCAGUGUGCUUUCAAUGGGGUCUUCUUGCCACCACUCCACGGGAGUUUUGGGGCAUUUUCAGCUUUCUACUUUGUGAUGGAUUUUUUAAACAUGACAUCAAGUGAAAUCUCCUCUCAAGAAAGGAUGGUUGAGAUGAUUGAAAAUUUCUGCUCUAGGCCUUGGGAGGAGGUAAGAUCCUCUUUUCCCAGAGUGAAGGAGAAGUAUCUUAGUGAAUACUGCUUUUCUGGUGCCUACAUCCUCUCCCUCCUCCUGCAAGGCUAUCAUUUCACAGACAGCUCCUGGAAGCACAUUCACUUUAUGGGCAAGAUCCAGGACAGUGAUGCCGGGUGGACUUUGGGCUACAUGCUGAACCUGACCAACAUGAUUCCUGCUGAGCAGCCAACAGUUGCACCUCUCACCCAUUCCACCUACAUUUUCCUCAUGGUUCUCUUCUCCCUGAUCCUGGUCGUGGUGGUCAUCACAGGCAUGAUUCUCUGGAACAAGCCUUCAUAUGUCUGGAAAGACACAGUAUAGCAGGAAUAGCUAAAAUCUGCUGGCUGGAGUGAGACACACCUAACCCAGGAAGCACUGUACACCAUCUGUGUGCCGGGUCGCACUUCCUGGCUUGCCAGGGCCAGUCUAGAUGAGCACGAUGAUUCCUUGGCUUGCUGAAGCCUGUCUUGGGAGGUUGUCACCACCCUCUGCCUCAAGGACUUCCUGGCAGACAAACCCCUGUGAUUCUUUCUCAGCUGCCCUCUUUCUCUUACAUACUUUGUGUUUGUGUGGGUCUUAAAGACCUCCCACCUUUUAUGAUGAGUUUUACUUUAUAAAAGAACAAUGUUGACUCUGUGUAGAAUAA
This is a messenger RNA of Jaculus jaculus (lesser Egyptian jerboa), 2034 nucleotides long. It is a transcript of the gene Entpd1, whose product is annotated as ectonucleoside triphosphate diphosphohydrolase 1. The record is from RefSeq and is a predicted model, not a curated record. The transcript is spliced from 10 exons. Gene Ontology annotation, molecular function: GDP phosphatase activity; UDP phosphatase activity. Gene Ontology annotation, cellular component: plasma membrane. Gene Ontology annotation, biological process: nucleoside diphosphate catabolic process. Bases 156 to 1709 code for a protein of 517 amino acids. NCBI's taxonomy places the organism in Eukaryota, Metazoa, Chordata, Mammalia, Rodentia, Dipodidae.